Cladophialophora psammophila CBS 110553 is the source of this 1716-nucleotide messenger RNA. RefSeq lists its product as uncharacterized. The record is from RefSeq and is a predicted model, not a curated record. The coding region runs from base 1 to 1716 and encodes 571 amino acids. The transcript is spliced from 6 exons. NCBI's taxonomy places the organism in Eukaryota, Fungi, Ascomycota, Eurotiomycetes, Chaetothyriales, Herpotrichiellaceae.
AUGGGAGAGGCACCGAAGCAUUGGCUCGAUGAGCGAUGCAUCGACGAGUAUCGACCGCUGCGUGUCAUUGUCAUUGGAGCGGGCAUCUCGGGCAUUCUGGCAUCCAUCCGCCUGCCACAGAAGAUCGCCAAUCUUUCAUUGCAGGUCUACGAGAAGAACGCCGAUGUUGGGGGGACAUGGUUUGAGAACCGCUACCCGGGCUGUGCUUGCGACAUCCCCGCCCAUACGUACCAGGCCACAUUCGAACCGAAUCAUGAAUGGUCUCAGUUCUAUGCCAGUUCUCAGGAGAUCCAUCGCUAUUGGAAAAAGGUGGUGGCAAAAUACGACUGUGGGAAGUACAUCAAGCUGAGACACGAGGUCAAUGGAGCGACUUGGGAUGACCGAACUGGCAAAUGGCGAGUAUCGAUCCGAAACCUCGUCGAUCACACCGUCGUCGAAGAUUCUUGCGAUGUUCUGAUCUCCGGCACUGGCGCGCUCAAUUACUGGAAGUGGCCUGAUAUCCCUGGGCUGCAUGAUUUUGGCGGCAAGUUGCUCCACAGUGCGGAUUGGGACGAGGAAUUUGAUUGGACAGGGAAGAGACUCGCAGUCAUUGGCAAUGGCUCCAGCGGCAUUCAGAUCGUUCCGGCUAUGCUCGAGAAAUCUGUACAUAUCGACCACUACGUUCGCGGGAGGACGUGGCUGGCCCCAACAUUCGCCCGAGAAAAGGUCGAUCAGAUGGGCAAAGGGCUGGACAACUUCUCCUUCACCCAGGAGGACAUUGCUCGAUUCAAGGACGAUCCCGCCUUUUACGAACGGUUCCGUAAAGACAUUGAACUUGAACUUCAGUCUGUCCACUCAGUGACGAUCAAAGGAUCCCCCGAACAACUAGGAGCCGUGGAGUUGUUCACAGAAAACAUGAAGAGACGACUUGCCGGCAAGCCAGAGCUUCUUGAAACCCUCUUGCCCUCGUUUCCUCCCGUGUGUCGCAGGUUGACACCGGGUCCAGGUUAUUUGGAGGCACUCGCGAGUCCCAAGGUCGAUGUCAUCACUACGGGAAUUAAGCAGGUGGUGGAGGAUGGGAUUGUCACCGCCGACGGCCAACAUCACCCUGUGGAUGCCAUCAUAUGCGCCACUGGGUUUGACACCACGUUCAGCCCUCGGUUCCCUAUUCUCGGGAAAAAUGGGCUCAGCCUGUCCGAGAAAUGGAGGGGAGUACCGUCGACGUAUCUCUCGCUCGCGACGGAUGAUUUUCCCAACUACUUCAUUUCUCUAGGUCCGAACUCGGCGCUGGGGACAGGCAAUCUCUUGUUGCUGAUCGAGAAAGUCAUCGACUAUAUCGUUUUGUGUCUCCAAAAGAUGCAGCGGGACAACAUCAAGAGCAUGAGCCCUCGGUCGAGUGCUGUCGAAGGGUUUGUCCAGUAUUGCGACUUGUACUUCCAGACGACGGUGUUCAGUCUCGACUGCCGCAGCUGGUACAAGGGUGGGACCUCGGAUGGGAGAGUGAGCGCACUCUGGCCAGGCUCGUCUCUGCAUGCUAUGCAAGCCCUGGCGCAUCCUCGGUGGGAAGAUUUUCUGUACGACUAUGAGAAUGAGAAUGCAUGUGGAUGGAUCGGCAACGGCUGGACGGUCAAGGAGAAGACCAAACAGGUUAACGUGGACUACCUCAAUUAUGAUCAGAUCGACUUUCCUCCGUUGCCACUUGUAGGAGAGGCCGGGGAGAACAGAGCGCUGGGGUAG